This is a messenger RNA of Cucumis melo (muskmelon), 1658 nucleotides long. Its product is annotated as U-box domain-containing protein 27. Gene Ontology annotation, biological process: protein ubiquitination. The record is from RefSeq and is a predicted model, not a curated record. The transcript has a single exon. Bases 211 to 1437 code for a protein of 408 amino acids. NCBI's taxonomy places the organism in Eukaryota, Viridiplantae, Streptophyta, Magnoliopsida, Cucurbitales, Cucurbitaceae. Gene Ontology annotation, molecular function: ubiquitin protein ligase activity.
AAGCUGACGUCAUACUACCUUUGACUCUUUCUCUCUCUUCCUUUAAACUCAAACCCACCUCUCUUCUACCUCUGCGACUCACUCUUUUCUCUUUCUUUCUCUCUCUCUCUCUCUCUCUCUCUCUCUUUCUUGUCCGACGAUUUUUUUUUUAUUCUUUUCUCCGGCGGUGGCGUCGGUCGGUGGAGGAACUGGUGGUUAGUUUGACGGAAGAUGGUGAAAGAUGACUUAUGUAUUACAAUUCCCAGCGAUUUCAGGUGUCCGAUCUCCUUAGAUGUCAUGAAAUCCCCUGUAAGUUUAUGUACCGGAGUGACUUACGAUCGUUCCAGUAUUCAGAAAUGGCUUGAUAAUGGAAACAACACUUGUCCUGCCACCAUGCAGGUCCUUCAAACCAAGGAGUUUGUACCUAACCACAAUCUCCACCGCCUCAUUCAGAUUUGGUCCGAUUCCCAUCACCAACGCCUUCACUCCCCUGUUUCCGACUCUUCUCUUUCCUCCCAUCAAGUUCUUCGCCUCAUCAACCGUAUGGAUGACCAUCGAUCACGUGCUGAUUCUCUUCCGCGCCUUGUUUCUUUCGCUUCUGAAUCGGUGGAGAAUCGGAGGCUUCUCUGUGGAAUUGAUGGACUCGUGCCGGUACUUGUUGAUCUUCUUUGCAAUGUCGAUGCCGGUGAUUUGGUUGACCAAACGGUGAGGUUGUUGCAUUUGAUUCGGAGUGAGAUUGGGGAUAAGGAGAGGUUUGUGAAGACGAUGUUGAAUAGCGAUCGUAAUUGUAUUUCGUCUCUGCUUUUGAUUCUGCGGAAAGGAACCGUCGAAUUGAAAAUCUGUUCUGCUAAUCUGUUGGAAUAUCUCGCAAUCGACGCCGAAGCGAAGAUUGUGAUUGCAGAAACGGAUGGAUUGAUGCGAGAAUUACUCAAAUUAAUCAAUUCUGAAAACGAUACAACCGUAAUUGAAUCCGCUCUAUCAUGCCUAAUUUCGAUUUCAAUGCCGAAACGGAUCAAAAUCAAAUUAGUCCAACUCGGAGUGAUAAAAUCAGUUACGAAGCUUCUCUCGGAGUCGAAUUCGAGUUCAAGCAUUUCGAUGACGGAGAAGGUUCUGAAAGUUCUAGAAACGGCAUCAACGGUGAGAGAAGGAAGAAAAGAGAUCGGAGAAGACUCGGUAUGCGUAGCGGCGAUAGUACAGAAAGUGUUGAAGGUAUCGAACGCGGCGACGGAGCACGCGGUGACGACACUGUGGAGCGUUUGUUAUCUGUUCAGAGACGAGAAGGCGGGAGAGGCGUUGACGAAGGCGAAUGGAUUAACGAAGAUUUUGCUGUUAAUGCAGAGCAAUUGCUCACCGCCGGUACGGCAGAUGGCGAGAGAUCUGUUGAAGAUUUUUCGGAUCAAUUCGAAAUCUUGCCUAUCGAGCUACGAUACAAAAACUACGCAUAUCAUGCCAUGUUAAAGCCGAUUUGGUUUCUUCUUCAUCAUCAUCAUCAUCUUCCUCUUCUUCUUCUUCUUCUUCCCUCCACUUCAAACCAUUUCGAUUUCUCUUUGUAAGUUAUUAUGGAGAUCUCUGGGGAGAGAUUUUACUUUUCUUUUUUUUUUCUUUUUUUUUUUUUUUAAUGUUCAUGUAAAUCAAAGAAAUUUUGUCAGUGAAUACAAACAAAAUGAUUCGAUUUUCAA